Hippopotamus amphibius kiboko is the source of this 2418-nucleotide messenger RNA. RefSeq names its product protocadherin alpha-10-like. Gene Ontology annotation, biological process: homophilic cell-cell adhesion. Gene Ontology annotation, molecular function: calcium ion binding. Gene Ontology annotation, cellular component: plasma membrane. NCBI's taxonomy places the organism in Eukaryota, Metazoa, Chordata, Mammalia, Artiodactyla, Hippopotamidae. The record is from RefSeq and is a predicted model, not a curated record.
AUGGCUUUUCAGAACAAAGACCCAGCUGGCGGAGAACCCGGCUCUUGCUUCUUUCAUUUCUCUACGUAUCAGCCUGGGACGGGGAGCGGCCAGGUCCACUACUCGGUCCCGGAAGAGGCCAAACAAGGUACCUUCGUGGGCCGCAUCGCCCAGGACCUGGGGCUGGAGCUGGCGGAGCUGGUGCCGCGCCUGUUCCGGGUGGCGUCCAGAGGCGGCGGGGACCUUCUGGCGGUAAAUCUGCAGAAUGGCAUUUUGUUUGUGAAUUCUCGGAUCGACCGGGAGGAUCUAUGCGGGCGGAGCGCGGAGUGCAGCAUCCACCUGGAGGUGAUCGUGGACAGGCCGCUGCAGGUGUUCCAUGUGGAGGUGGAAGUAAAGGAUAUUAACGAUAAUUCUCCGGUUUUCUCCGCUUCGGAACAAAAGCUUUCAAUUCCGGAAUCUCGACUGCUUGACUCUCGAUUUCCUCUAGAAGGCGCAUCUGACGCGGAUGUUGGAGGGAACGCAAUGCUCACUUAUAGACUCAGUCCAAAUGAGUUUUUCACUCUUGACAUUAUAAACAAAAAGGACAAAGGCAGAUUCCCAGUGCUUGUUCUACGAAAACUGCUGGAUCGUGAAGAAAAUCCUCAGCUUCAGUUGCUAUUAACGGCAACUGAUGGAGGCAAACCUGAACUUACAGGAUCUGUUACUCUGCUGAUCCUGGUGUUAGAUGCCAAUGACAAUGCACCUAUAUUUGACCAAACCGUUUAUGAAGUUAAGAUGUAUGAAAAUUCAGCGAACCAAACCUUAGUAAUAUGGCUAAAUGCUUCUGAUGCGGAUGAAGGGGUAAACAAGGAAAUAAAAUAUUCAUUUAGCUCUUUGGUUCCACCCACCACAAGAAGGAAAUUUUUAAUUAAUGAAAGUACAGGAGAAAUAAGAGUCAGUGAUGCUAUUGACUUUGAAGAUAGUAACAUUUACGAAAUUCAUGUCGAUGUUACAGAUAAAGGAAACCCACCGAUGGCUGGUCACUGCACUGUCCUAGUGGAAAUCCUGGAUGAAAAUGAUAAUUCACCUGAGGUGGUUGUCACUUCUUUGGCUCUCCCUGUGCGAGAGGAUGCUCAGGAGGGCACCGUCAUCGCCUUGAUCAACGUGGUUGAUCAUGACUCUGGCGCCAAUGGGCAGGUGACCUGUUCGCUAACACCCCAUGUCCCCUUCAAACUGGUGUCCACCUUCAAAAAUUACUACUCCCUGGUGCUGGACAGCGCCUUGGACCGUGAGAGCGUGGCGAACUAUGAAGUUGUGGUGACAGCGAGGGACGGGGGCUCGCCUUCGCUGUCGGCCACCGCCAGCGUGUCCGUGGAGGUGGCCGACGUGAACGAUAACGCGCCCGCGUUCGCGCAGCCCGAGGUCACGGUGUUCGUGAAGGAGAACAACCCGCCAGGCUGCCACAUCUUCACGGUGUCGGCGCGGGACGCGGACGCGCACGAGAACGCGCUGGUGUCCUACUCACUGGUGGAGCGGCGGGUGGGCGAGCGAGCGCUGUCGAGCUACGUGUCGGUGCACGCGGAGAGCGGCAAGGUGUACGCGCUGCAGCCGCUGGACCACGAGGAGCUGGAGCUGCUGCAGUUCCAGGUGAGCGCGCGCGACGCGGGCGUGCCGCCUCUGGGCAGCAACGUGACGCUGCAGGUGUUCGUGCUGGACGAGAACGACAACGCGCCCGCGCUGCUGCCUCCAGGGCCGGGCGGCGCGGCGGGCGCGCUGAGCCAGCUGGUGGCGCGGUCUGUGGGCGCGGGCCACGUGGUGGCGAAGGUGCGCGCGGUGGACGCGGACUCGGGCUACAACGCGUGGCUGUCGUACGAGCUGCAGCCGGCGGCGGGGGGCGCGCGCAGCCCGUUCCGCGUGGGGCUGUACACGGGCGAGAUCAGCACGACGCGCGCCCUGGACGAGGCGGACGCGCCGCGCCAGCGCCUGCUGGUGCUGGUGAAGGACCACGGCGAGCCGGCGCUGACGGCCACGGCCACCGUGCUGCUGUCGCUGGAGGACAGCGGCCAGGCGCCCAAGGCCUCCUCGCGGGCUUCGACGGGCGCCGCUGGCGCGGAGAUGGCGUUCGUGGAUGUGAACGUGUACCUGAUCAUCGCCAUCUGCGCGGUGUCCAGCCUGUUGGUGCUCACGCUGCUGCUGUACACGGCGCUGCGGUGCUCGGCGCCGCCCAGCGAGGGCGCGUGCGGGCCCGGGAAGCCCAGGCUGGUGUGCUCCAGCGCGGUGGGGAGCUUGUCUUACUCUCAGCAGAGGCGGCAGAGGGUGUGCUCUGGGGAGGGGCCUCCCAAGACCGACCUCAUGGCCUUCAGCCCCUGUCUUCCGCCCUGUCCACUACCAGACAUGGAAGUCGAUGAACAGUCUAUUGGAAGCGACCACUCUAGCAAGUAUGCUGUGCAUCGAUUUUAG